UUUCACUCGGUAUUUCUAAUUUUCCUUGACGCAUGAGGUUUCCUUUUCCUUCUUGAAACCUAUUGGAAGUUACUAGUUUCUUUAUAUGAGACGGCUUUGAAUUACCAUAUCCAUAUAUAUCUGCAUAAACAACUCGAUCCACUCCACUUCUCUUCUUCCAAACUAAAAGAAAGAUGAAGAGAUGCAGAGACGGAACAACGGAGAACCACAAUAGCUAUGAAGAAGCUGUAGAUUUUGUAAACAGGGUAAUGCUUAGGAAUGAGUCUAUUUUCAAAUCUCUCGUGAAGAUUUUGAAUUCAUACCAAAAAGAGAGGUAUGCGGGAUCAAAUCAUGUCUACGAUGAGGUUGUUGCACUGUUAGUAGACCAUCAAGAUUUGCUAGACCAGUUCUUUGCUUUCAUGUCAAUGGAGUCUUAUAACAAGCAAAAGAUUCAAAAACAAGGAAUCGGCUUUUUUAGGAAAGUUGAGAAGAAAUUAUCGCUUGAGAAUUAUAUGGAAUUCUUGAAAUGCUUUUCUUGUUACAGCAGCGGAAAGAUUCAAAAGGGUAAUUUUAAAAUCGCAGUUGCUAAUAUUAUAGGUGAAUCUAGCAAUCCGGAACUAAUGGAAGAUUUUAGGGUUUUUAUGAAGAACUGCGAGAAUUUUUAUGGGCUUUUGAAUAAGGGGGAAAAGAAAAGUAAAAAGAUUACUCCAAGUUAUGGAGUUGCUCCAGAAGGGUAUAAUUGUAAUGCUAAUCAAAGAAAAGAAAAUGCAGCAGAAAUUUUGAAUGAUAACUGGGUAUCUGUGGGUUCAUGCACAGAAUAUCAGUCAUGGAAAAGGGGGAGAGAUCAAGAUCAAGAAAUCAAGAUCAUGUGCGAAGAUGAUAGGCAUGAAUUGGAUAUGCUAAUGAUUUGGUUAAAUUCUGCUGCUAAAUUUGCAGAGGAAUUGUGUAAAGGCACUAAAGAAACAGAAGUUGGAGGAAUGUCAAGAACUCACUUCUUUAGAUGUGUUGAACAUUUAUAUGGUGAAAGUGGGCUUCAUAUAUUGGAAAUUUGGCAAGAAAAUCCUAAAUCUGCAUCUGCUGUUAUACUAGCUCGCCUGAAGGAGAAAAUAGAGCAAUUGACAAGUUUUAGUGCAGAGCUUGAAAAGGUUUGGGCUCGGGCUCAAACGCUUUAAGAAUUUUUUUCUGCUACAGCCAAGAAAAUAGAUUUAUAUUUUAUGUACUAUAAUGUCGUGAUUAACAGAUAAUGGCUAUGAUUAGCAUUUUGUUUUCUACAACAGAAUUACUUUGCCAAUUAGUGUAUGCUACUUGAUGAGUUUUUCUAUAAAUAUAUACAAAAAUAAAUUUCAUAAGUUGGUC
This is a messenger RNA of Jatropha curcas, 1335 nucleotides long. Its product is annotated as paired amphipathic helix protein Sin3-like 1. Gene Ontology annotation, cellular component: histone deacetylase complex; chromatin. Gene Ontology annotation, molecular function: transcription corepressor activity. The record is from RefSeq and is a predicted model, not a curated record. Gene Ontology annotation, biological process: negative regulation of transcription by RNA polymerase II. NCBI's taxonomy places the organism in Eukaryota, Viridiplantae, Streptophyta, Magnoliopsida, Malpighiales, Euphorbiaceae.